Molecule: messenger RNA, 2187 nt
Organism: Morus notabilis
Lineage: Eukaryota; Viridiplantae; Streptophyta; Magnoliopsida; Rosales; Moraceae
Product: fatty-acid-binding protein 2
Exons: 11
Coding region: 395-1675 (426 amino acids)
Cellular component (GO): chloroplast stroma
Molecular function (GO): fatty acid binding; intramolecular lyase activity
Source: RefSeq, a predicted model, not a curated record
ACUUGCAAUUACGUUGGCAAAACGAAAACACACAAAAAAAAAAAAAAAAAGGAAAAAGGUCUGAUUUUUUUUUUUCGAUUUCCAUUUCUGUCCCAAGAGGAAGCUUCGGAAAUCGAAACGAACUGUUUGUUAUUCCCUAUUCGUACCCAAAGCAUAUUCCUCUCUCUCUCUCUCUCCUCUCUCCGUCUCUCUCCCCUCUCCUCCACAUUUGCAAAAUAGAAUCGAGAAAAAGCCCUAAUUUCCCAAUGCGGAAGGCCUGAUAAUCGAUUUGCAAGACCUCGAUCUCGCUCUUCAAUUUUUCUUAUUGUAAUUGCAGGUGCAUUAUAUCGCCUUUGGACCAAAUAUCGCCACGUAUCUCAAGGGACCUGCCUUGGGAUACUUAAUUGGACAAGAAAUGAGGAAUAAUUGGUUGUGGUUCAUGGAUCUUGAUGGAGAGUCGCCGUAUACCUUUCCUGUAGAUCCUCUUGCUUUGCAUAGUUUUGGGGAUCAUGUAAUUUCGCAGAUCGCUUUGCUUAUGGACGAUUCUUUUCAACAAUUUAAACACUUGUCUGUUCCCGGGACUUUAGCUAUGGAAGGACCAUUUAACCACAUUACAAAGCUUGCCGGCGCUUUGCUUUUUGUGUUCUCCGGUAGGUCCAGUUUAAAUAUGACGAGGGAGAUCGGGGGCAACCCACAUGGUUCAAAACCCAAAAGAUGUCGAUAUUUUUCACAAGUUAACCAUAUUACUUCCAGUAGGAAACACUUUAAGAAAUUCUGCUUUGGUUUUAGAUCGAAUGGUGAAUCCGGUAUGCCGGUACUAUUUGGUAAGAUAUCAAGUUUUCUUUCGAAACUCCUUCACAGAGAAGCUGAGAGGUUACAAUCAUAUUCCGUUCUUUCACUCGCAGCUGCUCUUAUACCACCUUUAGACAACAUAUCUUCGAAGGUACUAGGUGGUUCGUUGGACAAUACUGAUGUAAUGGUUCAAAGGCCUUGUGAGGUUUCACGUCCAGGAUAUGCUGGUCUAUAUUUUCCUGAAUUGAACUGGAAAAGACACGCAGUUGAGCCAAGAACUGGCAUUGAGUUCCCUAUGAUUUUGGACAACAUCUUAGCUAGAGAGAACAACUCCAAUUUAUGUUCAGAGCUGCUAGUUGGAACUGGAUCCAGGACAAUGACAAUAAUUUAUUUGAAGUCUUUGAAGGUCUAUGCUUUUGGUUUUUAUGUUCACCCUUCCUCUGUUUGCGAGAAAUUGGGUCCAAAGUAUGCUUCCUUUUCUUUUGAUGAACUAAACAAACGCCAGUAUUUUUAUGAGGAUCUUCUCAGGCAAGAUAUCAAUAUGACUGUUAGGCUUGUGGUUAGUUGCAAUGGAAUGAAGAUCAAUACUGUCAAAGAUGCUUUUGAGAAAUCCCUUCGAGCCCGAUUACUGAAGGCAAAUCCUGAGACUGAUUUUCAUUGCAUAAGAACAUUUGGUUCAUGCUUUACACAAGAUAUUCCUUUGCCUGCGGGCACAACAAUUGAUUUUCGACGAACAGCUGACGGACAAUUGAUUACUGAAAUUGAAGGUAAUCAGAUUGGAGCAGUACGGAGCAAGGAUUUAUGUAGGGCUUUUUUCAGCAUGUAUAUUGGAGACACACCUGUGUCAGAGCAAACAAAAGAAGAAAUAGGAAGAAAUGUGGCUAAUAUAAUUAGAAGGUGCUGAGAAAGUUCAUGUCUGGUCUCCAUUGCCUGACUAUUCAAAUGGGCUAGUGGUUGCUGCUACUUCAUUGUGCGGCAAGAACUUCCAAAGUGGCUGGUAAUAGUAUAUAAUAGAUAUCAAUGAGUCAGAAGCAGAAAUGGGCAUUUAGUGAAGGGCUUGGCCACAGGUUAUAAAGAUAGUCUCAAUUCUUUCUAGUUGAAUUAGCAUUAGAUAUAUCAUUGUAAUUCUUUACUCAAUGCCAAUUUAAAGAAGAAGAAAAUCAUCAUAAGUGACAUAAACUUAUAUUUUAAGUGACACCCAAAAAAAAAAUAAAAAAAUAAAAAAAAAACACAGGCAAAACUACGAAGAGAAACUUCUGCUUUUUUCUUUUGAAUAGCAAUUUUUGCAUAAGCUUGGACUAAAUGUAAGAGAGUCCCAAUCUACCGUUUUUACGGAAAUUGAUGUAAAAUACAGAAAUUUAUCCCAAUAAACUAAAUUUUUACUGCAUUUAAAAGUAAACUAAAAAACUACUAUAA